ACCAAGUCAUCAGAGUUCUGCAUAAUACCGAGAAAACUGUCUCAGUGUCAAGAAGAAUGGCUCAUCCACUGCUGUCUUUCCUUGUUAUUCCUCUUUUUUUGGCUAUCAUAACAAAUGGCCAGCUUAAUUACAAUUUCUACGAAAGCUCUUGCCCACAUUUGCCUAUGAUUGUUAGGUACAAUGUUUGGACAGCUUUCAGGAACGAUACUAGAGUUGCUGCAUCUUUGCUUCGGUUGCACUUUCAUGAUUGUUUCGUUAAUGGCUGUGAUGGCUCUGUUCUUCUUGAUGACACGGCUCGUUUUAAAGGAGAGAAGAAUGCAGGCCCUAACAAGAAUUCUGUUAAAGGAUUCGAUAUCAUUGAUAACAUCAAAGCAGAUGUAGAAAGAGCUUGUCCCUCAACUGUAUCUUGUGCUGACAUAUUAACUCUUGCAGCUAGAGAAGCUGUCACUGCGGCAGGAGGACCUUAUUGGCAAGUUUCAUUAGGCCGUAGAGACGGAUUAACAGCAAGCAUGAAAGCAGCAAACGUUAAUUUACCAUCCCCAUUUGAGCCUCUGGAUAAAAUCAUUGCCAAGUUUACAUCAAAUGGUCUUGAUACCAAGGAUGUCGUCGUUCUCUCAGGUGCACAUACUAUAGGCUAUGCUCAAUGCUUCACAUUCAAGCAAAGGCUAUUCAACUUCAAAAGUUCCGGCAAGCCUGAUCCAACCCUCCAUCCAUCACUACUAACAGACUUGCAAGGAAGCUGUCCUAAUGUAGAUGGAUCAAACAACAAGCUGAAUCCACUGGACACUUCCACCACUUACAUGUUCGAUAACGCGUACUACAAGAACCUUGUGAACAAUUAUGGCCUCCUGGAAUCUGAUCAGGCCUUAAUGGCAAACCAAGAAACUGCUGCAAUGGUGAAUGACUACAGUAUGUACCCUUAUCUUUUUUCAAGAGAUUUUGCAGCAUCAAUGGUAAAACUGGGAAAUAUCGGAGUUAUUACAGGUCAAGAAGGACAGAUCAGGAAAAAAUGUGGUUCUGUUAACUAGAGUUUUGCUUCUGGUUAUGAUCUUGUGUUGGACUUUAAACUUUUACAACAUUGCAUUUCCUGUAAACCAUUAUAAUAAAAAUUUCCUGGGAUCAAGCUAGAGCCCAAAAGAUUAUCUGUAA
Molecule: messenger RNA, 1149 nt
Organism: Daucus carota subsp. sativus
Lineage: Eukaryota; Viridiplantae; Streptophyta; Magnoliopsida; Apiales; Apiaceae
Product: peroxidase 10
Exons: 4
Coding region: 57-1028 (323 amino acids)
Biological process (GO): hydrogen peroxide catabolic process; response to oxidative stress
Molecular function (GO): heme binding; peroxidase activity
Source: RefSeq, a predicted model, not a curated record